AUGGUGGAACAGAGUCCCAACUCCGUACUAUUUGUGUGUCUAGGUAACAUUUGCCGGUCACCUACCGCAGAAGCAGUUUUCAGAAAACUUGGAGCUGACCAAAAUGUUUCAGAUAAUUGGGCCAUUGACAGCGGUGCUGUUUCUGACUGGAACGUGGGUCAUGCCCCAGAUCCAAGAGCUAUGAGCUGCCUAAGAAAUCAUGACAUUAGCACAGCCCAUAAAGCAAGACAGGUCACCAAAGAAGACUUGGCUACAUUCGACUACAUGCUGUGUAUGGAUGAAAGCAAUCUGAGAGAUUUGAAUAGAAAAAGUAAUCAAGUUAAAAAUGCAAAGCUAAAAUUGAACUACUUGGGAGCUAUGAUCCACAAAAACAACUCAUUAUUGUAGAUCCCUAUUAUGCAAACGACUCUGACUUCGAGC
Messenger RNA from Perognathus longimembris pacificus (Pacific pocket mouse), 420 nucleotides. Its product is annotated as low molecular weight phosphotyrosine protein phosphatase-like. Gene Ontology annotation, biological process: protein dephosphorylation. The record is from RefSeq and is a predicted model, not a curated record. The transcript is spliced from 2 exons. Gene Ontology annotation, molecular function: acid phosphatase activity; non-membrane spanning protein tyrosine phosphatase activity. Bases 1 to 387 code for a protein of 128 amino acids. Gene Ontology annotation, cellular component: cytoplasm. NCBI's taxonomy places the organism in Eukaryota, Metazoa, Chordata, Mammalia, Rodentia, Heteromyidae.